Molecule: messenger RNA, 1398 nt
Organism: Tarenaya hassleriana
Lineage: Eukaryota; Viridiplantae; Streptophyta; Magnoliopsida; Brassicales; Cleomaceae
Product: splicing factor 3B subunit 4
Exons: 9
Coding region: 172-1236 (354 amino acids)
Biological process (GO): positive regulation of mRNA splicing, via spliceosome
Cellular component (GO): U12-type spliceosomal complex; nucleolus
Molecular function (GO): RNA binding
Source: RefSeq, a predicted model, not a curated record
CCCAUGAAUUUCGUAAUCGCUUGAACCCUCUUCUUCCUCCUCCCUCCUCCCCGUUCCGGCCUAGAGAAAUCGCUGGACCGCCGAUUAGACGGGAUCGCAGUAAGAAUCUCGGAUUCUUCCGGGAGAUUUUCCCGGCGAAAUACAAGAGAAGGAAAUUAGGGGAAAGAUAAGAUGACAACCCGAAUAGCUCCAGGAGUUGGAGCGAAUCUGCUUGGCCAACACUCCGCUGAACGGAACCAAGACGCUACUGUCUAUGUCGGAAAUCUCGAUCCCCAGAUUUCUGAAGAGUUGCUGUGGGAAUUGUUCGUUCAAGCCGGCCCCGUAGUCAAUGUGUAUGCCCCGAAAGAUAGGGUGACAAAUCUUCAUCAAGGGUAUGGAUUUGUUGAAUUCCGUAGCGAGGAGGAUGCUGACUAUGCAAUUAAGGUUCUGAACAUGAUUAAGCUUUACGGGAAACCUAUACGUGUUAACAAGGCAUCUCAAGAUAAGAAGAGCUUGGAUGUCGGUGCUAACCUUUUUAUCGGAAACCUUGACCCUGAUGUGGAUGAGAAACUGCUAUACGAUACCUUCAGUGCAUUCGGAGUCAUUGUUGCUAAUCCUAAGAUAAUGCGAGAUCCUGAUACAGGGAACUCGAGAGGUUUCGGUUUCAUCAGCUAUGAUUCUUUCGAGGCGUCUGAUGCUGCUAUAGAGGCCAUGAAUGGCCAGUACCUCUGUAACCGGCAAAUAACAGCCUCAUAUGCAUACAAGAAAGACACUAAAGGAGAACGGCAUGGUACCCCUGCAGAGAGGCUUUUAGCUGCCAACAAUCCAAAUGCCCAGAAAAGCAGACCCCAUACCCUAUUUGCAAGUGGCCCUCCAUCACUUGCCAAUGCUGCUGCUCAACCCAAUGGUGCACCAUCUCGGCCAUUCGCCAAUGGGAACAUGCCACCUGUCCCGAUACCAGCCAUCCGUCCACCACCACCACCGCCCCCACAAGCAGUGGCCGCUUAUCCUCCUCCACCACCUCAAACAGCUUGGCCGCCUCAGCCACAACCACACGGCCUCCCUAUGCAGUUCAGACCGCACCCUCAAGCCAUGCCACCGCCUCCUCCCUCGGUUCAUCAUCAAGCUGGUUCAAGGCCUCCGCUGCCGAUGGGACCGCCCCAGCACGUGUGGCCGCCGCAACAAAUGGUGGGUGGUCUUCCCAUGCAUCAUCAUCAUCAUCACAUGUCGAUGCCACCUCAACCACCACAAGCUUGAUUAAAAAAAAAACCCAUGUAUCGUUCGUUGGUGGGUUGUGCCCAAGAAACAUUAGUUUUGUGUUUUUUUUUUCUAGAGACUGCUCCAAAUGCCCAUAUGAAACGACCAUAUGUAAACCCUAUCUUGCACAACAAGUAAUCUCAAUUUUUGACUUUUGAGCUC